AUGCCGUGUUCAAAUCAGACUUCCAGGAAGUUGGGAACCGCCAACAGAGAUGCGGUCCCAAAACCCGGGCUGCUAGGAGCCCCAGAACCUGGUCGAACACCCCCCCUUGCAAGGUGCAACACGCUUGUUGGUGCAAGACCUUACCACAGUCUCCCACGGCCUACGAGAAACUCGAACGUCCGUCCAUCUUUGCUUUUCCCUCAUGCCAAUUAA
Molecule: messenger RNA, 213 nt
Organism: Colletotrichum lupini
Lineage: Eukaryota; Fungi; Ascomycota; Sordariomycetes; Glomerellales; Glomerellaceae
Exons: 1
Coding region: 1-213 (70 amino acids)
Source: RefSeq, a predicted model, not a curated record